Messenger RNA from Varroa destructor (honeybee mite), 1482 nucleotides. It is a transcript of the gene Clp, whose product is annotated as Cleavage and polyadenylation specificity factor subunit 4. The record is from RefSeq and is a predicted model, not a curated record. Lineage: Eukaryota; Metazoa; Arthropoda; Arachnida; Mesostigmata; Varroidae. Gene Ontology annotation, molecular function: RNA binding; zinc ion binding.
AUCAGCCGUAUUGCCCAGCCAUAACAAUCAGUUUCACCGGCAAAUUUUUAUUAGCCAGCCGGUGCGUUCCUAAUCUCGUAGAAAUUUGGGGUUUGUUUGCUAAUAGAACAGGGAUGAUUCAACAAAGGUGCGCUGCUCAGAACGCGUAAAAAGGCUUUACUGUAAUUAACAUUACUGUUAUGUAUUGCCAAUAACAAGCAUCAGUGAGCAUGAACAUUUGAGUGAGUUUUCAUGUACUGGAUGUCAAGUGGAUGUAUAGAAUGAUUUGAUAUGAUCCAGUAGGAAAAAUUUCAGUCCAAAUUCCAGCCAGCAGAUAGCAGCACACAAACUGGAAGUCCACAGGUAGCGUAACAAUGGAGGAAUUGGUGGCAAACUGCAAAGAUGUCAUGUUUGAAAUCGAGCUUGCACUUGACCAGCAGCUCGGCGCAAUGCCUCUGCCGUUUACCGGUAUGGACAAGUCCGGUGCUUUGGCGUGCACGCUCUUCGCUCGUGGACGGUGUACGCGUGAUAAUCAGUGCCCAUUUCGCCAUAUCAAAGGCGACCGUACAGUCGUUUGCAAGCAUUGGCUACGCGGCCUUUGCAAAAAGGGUGACCAGUGUGAAUUUUUGCAUGAAUAUGAUAUGACGAAGAUGCCGGAGUGUUAUUUCUACUCAAGAUUCAACGCUUGCUCGAACAAAGAAUGUCCUUUCCUACACAUUGAUCCCGACUCAAAGAUUCGCGAUUGUCCGUGGUACGAUCGAGGAUUCUGCCGGCAUGGGCCAACCUGCCGCCAUAGGCAUACUCGGCGAGUUGUGUGUAUUUCAUAUCUGUGUGGCUUCUGUCCAGAAGGACCAAACUGUAAAUUUGUCCAUCCGAAAUUCGACUUGCCAGAUAUCAGUCAACUACAGGCUAAAAAAUCCACGUUUACCUGCCAUUACUGCAACGAAUCAGGACACAAACUGUGGCACUGUCCUAAAAUGCCGCCAGACGUCAAAGAAAAAUACCAGCGUGAAAGAGAUGAAGUAGUUGCCCAGAACCAGCAGGCGCAACAGUUCGCUACUCAAUUACGGCAGAGUACCAUGGCUGCUGCUGCCGCUGCUGCAACUACAACUGCCGGUGGUGGGGAUAACAAUGCGAACCUGGGAAAUUCACCGGCGCUGGGGGGCGCAGGUGCAGGAAACCCUGGCGGAGGUGGGCCUGGUACUGGCGGACAUCGCCAAGCAGGCCCCCGAAAUUACCGGCCUCUUGACGAAGUUACUUGUUUCAAGUGUGGCGAAAAGGGUCAUUACGCAAACAAAUGCCCGAAAGGCCACCUUGCUUUUCUCAGUAGUGCCCUGCCUGGAAAUUAAACAAUCAGUAGUUUCAUCUUGAUUGAUUGAAGGCCUUUAGUAAUACAAACGUUUAGGAAUGUAUUCCUUCUUUACUGUACAUAGAAUUAUAGAUAACGAUGGUUCUUACUCAUCAAAACUAUGUAUCGUUGUAUAUAAAAACAGAUGAUGCAAA